Messenger RNA from Psammomys obesus (fat sand rat), 549 nucleotides. Its product is annotated as malignant T-cell-amplified sequence 1-like. Bases 1 to 549 code for a protein of 182 amino acids. Gene Ontology annotation, molecular function: RNA binding. NCBI's taxonomy places the organism in Eukaryota, Metazoa, Chordata, Mammalia, Rodentia, Muridae. The transcript has a single exon. Gene Ontology annotation, biological process: formation of translation preinitiation complex. The record is from RefSeq and is a predicted model, not a curated record.
AUGUUCAAGACAUUUGAUGAAAAAGAAAAUGUGUCCAACUGCAUUCAGUUGAAAACCUCGGUUAUUAAGGGUAUUAAGAAUCAAUUGGUAGAGCAAUUUCCAGGUAUUGAACCAUGGCUUAAUCAAAUCAUGCCUAUGAAAGGCCCUGUGAAAAUUGUCUACUUCCAUAAACAUAUAGGAAUCCUUAAAGUAAAUGGAGAAUUACUGUUUUUUUUUAGACAGAGAGAAGGGCCUUUUUAUCCAACGUUAAGAUCACUUCAAAAAUAUCCUUUUAUCUUGCCACAUCGGCAGGUUGAUAAAGGAGCCAUGAAAUUUGUACUCAGUGGAGCAAAUAUCAUGUGUCCCAGCUUCGCUUCUCCUGGAGCAGAGCUUUAUCCUGCUGCAGUAGAUACUAUUAUUGCAAUCAUGGCAGAAGGAAAGCAGCAUGCUUUAUGUGUUGGUGUCAUGAAGAUGUCUACAGAAGAUACUGAGAAAGUCAACAAAGGAACUGGCAUUGAAAAUAUCCAUUAUUUAAAUGAUGGGCUGUGGCAUAUGGAGACAUAUGAGUGA